ACAGAAAAAAGUUUCUACCCGAAAAUAAUUCGAACGAAACUUCCCACUUUCGCUAGCGUUCCCUCGAAAUUGCUGUCGCUGCCACUCUCUACUCGAUAUCCGUUGCAAUCUGGGGAGCUGAAUCUGCCCUCUGGAGGUGGUUUUGAGGGGAUGGAAAUUUUGUUGGACAAAUUUAGUUUUCCAAGUGUUUUCUGGAGUUUCGGAUGAUCUGAGAUCUGCUUCUGUGCUUCUAGCUCUAAAUUCGAAAGGUUUUGUGCGUCGAGGAAUCCGUGGAGUGAGUCUCGAGUUAUUGCAGGGAUCUGGAGAGGAGACAAAUGGGGAGCCUGAGGAUUAAGGACAAUAGAGACGAGGAUUUAGCGUUGUUUCGGGAAAUGAGGAAGCUGGAGAAGGAAAAGAACGAUCUUCUUCUUCUUCAGAACACUGAUGAGUUUGAUGAUCCUCUUGGGCCGAAAGCUGGGAGUUCUCCGAUUUUUAAUAUGAAUUCCGGCACAUCUGCUAAUGUCCGAAAGACUGGUGCUGAUGAUUUUCUCAAUUCUGACAAUGAUAAAAAUGAUUAUGAAUGGCUCUUGACACCGCCUGGUACUCCUCUAUUUCCGUCGCUGGAGAUGGAAUCCCAAAGAACUGUUAUGAGCCAACUGGAAACACGAAAAGCACGCCCGACGGCCCUGAAGUCUAGACUGGCUGUCCCUCAAUCCGAGCCUACUGCAAGGAACAGUUUACCUAAACAGCAAAGUUCAUCCCCCGGGCUCAAUACUUCAAGUGGAGGACUUCGCAGGCCGUCUUCUUCCGGGGGUUCCAGUUCAAGACCCGCAACGCCAACUGGACGUCCCACAGCAAAUUCGACGUCCAGAUCAGCCGUGACCUCAGCAUCAAAUCGGACCACCUCAGCUUCAACUACAAGAUCUUCCUCGACUACAGCGUCUAAAUCAACACCAACCACUGCAGCAAAACCUUCGAGAUCCGCAACGCCUACGUCACGCCCGACGCUAUCAUCAACAACAACAACAAAGCCAGCAGUUCGUGCCAGAUCUUCCACUCCGACAAAUCGGUCUACUACAAGGCCCUCGACACCGCCGAGCAAACCUGCAUCAAGGUCUACGUCUCGGGCCUCAACUCCCACCCGAAGGCCGACAGUCUCUAACGGUACAAUGCCUGCAGCCGUGUCCUCCAGGUCCCCAGCUUCCUCGACGAUUUCCAGACCAGUAUCGGCUACGGCAAAACCGUCUGCAUCCCGCCCCAGUUCUCCGUCCGUGCGACCCAAACCAUGGAAGCCUUCGGAGAUGCCGGGGUUCUCGCUCGACACUCCGCCAAAUUUGAGAACAAGCCUACCCGACAGACCUCCGUCAGCCACUCGAGGUAGACCCGGAGCGCCGAGUUCCCGAUCGUCGUCUGUGGAACCCGCUCCGAACGGUCGGGUCCGACGGCAAUCGUGUUCUCCCGCAAGAGGUCGACCUCCGAACGGCAUUGUUCGUAGCAGCGGAAGCUCAGUCCCCGUCCCCGCCGUAAACCGGUUGCAGGCUAAGGCAAACGACAAUGUAAGCCCCGUCGUCAUCGGUACUAAAAUGGUCGAACGAGUCAUCAAUAUGAGGAAACUCGCCCCGCCGAAGCAAGAUGACAAGCCCUCGCUCCACCACGGCCAAUUAUCCGGAAAGUCGUCGUCUCCCGACAGCUCAGGCUUCGGAAGGACCCUCUCCAAGAAGUCUCUAGACAUGGCGAUAAGACACAUGGACAUUAGGCGGAGUAUUCCGGGAAAUCUGAGGCCCCUUAUGACCUACAUCCCGGCGUCUUCCAUGUACAGCGUUCGAUCGGGGCCAACAAUAAAGACGGCGAGCAUCUCGGAUUCUCCUCACGGGACGAGCAGCAAUGCGAGCUCGGAAGUCAGCGUAAAUAACAACGCGAUUUGCGGGGAUGGCCCUGAAGUGGACGACGAGGCUAGCAGCGAUAAAGGGAUUGUUCGAUCUCCCACUAGUUUGCACGGCAGGUGAUCGCGUUCUUGAUAAAUGUUUUUCUGUUUCGUCGAAAAUGUCUGCGCUGAAUUGAUCGAACCUCUGCUGGCAGCGAUAGCGACAGCCGAGAUCACUGAUUCGCCGGAGGGACGGUUAUUGUUCAAGGUACCGACUUUUAUGAGUUAAUGUAAAUGUGAUAUAUAUAUAUAUAUAUAUAUGAUCGAUCGAUGGAUGGAUGCAUUGUUUGAUGAGUAGCUACUUGAUAUUGCGGGCUUGUUUGGUUGUGUUACCGUUUGUUUGAGAAAGGGAUGAAUGCAUGUCUUUGUAUUGAUUUGAA
Molecule: messenger RNA, 2283 nt
Organism: Andrographis paniculata
Lineage: Eukaryota; Viridiplantae; Streptophyta; Magnoliopsida; Lamiales; Acanthaceae
Exons: 6
Coding region: 315-1985 (556 amino acids)
Biological process (GO): cortical microtubule organization
Cellular component (GO): cortical microtubule
Source: RefSeq, a predicted model, not a curated record